CCAGCCCCUACUUUGCCAUUUUGCUCCAAAGGAAAUUAUCCUUUUUUCUCCUCUCUCUAAUCCCACAAUUUCAUUCCAAUCCCACUGUCAAAUUCCAUUUUAGAAAACAAUGAGCCAUACAUCCAUUUCAUCAUUUGCCUUGUAUUCAAUAAAUUUAUCUCUUUUUAUUUCAAGAAUGUGUAAUUUUUUUAUCUAAUAUGUAUGCACAUGUGUCAUGUAUGAAGAGAUGUUCACUAUUCACACGCUUGCUACAAAAAUUCAAAUAGGCACAAAACAGUUAGCCUCCAUUUAUUUGUAUUGCUAUAAUUUUAUUUAUUUCAUUUUAUUUUCUACGUGCAAUUGAGAUUCCAUCUUGCUUUUAUUUCCCCUCCCCUCUUCUUCACCUUCCCACCACUUCAAUUUUCUUCCAGUAGCUUAAAGAAUCUUUUGAAGGCUACAAAGAAAAACAAUCCUUACAACACACACCAAAAAUCUUGAUAAGAAAAAUCGAUUUCCAUCCUAAUAAAUUUAAAGUUUUAAUCUUUGUUGGUGCAUGUUUGUGUUUCCAUGGCUAGCUACAAGCAAGCUCACAUCUCUGCUUCUUCCUACAACAAUGGCGCCUCUGUGCAGGGAGAGUGGGGUAUGCCAAUAUUUAAGCAUCAGAAGACCAUUUCCAUGAAUUGGACUACUGAAGAGCAUGCCCUCUUGGUGGAUUAUUUGGCCCAGGACUCAACCGUGUUCGGUUAUGCAAACAUCGCUCUGCUGCUAAAGUCCAAGACUGUUCGAGAUGUGGCUUUGCGCUGCAGAUGGAUGGCUCGAACUGGAAUGAUUCAUUCGACUCUGCAGAAGAAGGAAAUCAGCAAGAGGCGGAAGGACGAUCUCAACGUAAGGAAAAGCAAAGAACGAAAGGAACACUCUACUGUAAAGCCUUCUCGAUUAUCCAUCCAAUCGGAUGCAUCUCAAGCUCCGGGAAUGAUUUCCAAUCACAGCAAUGAUUUAGCUGGAGCCACUAAGCAGCUUCUUCAGCAAAAUGCGUUGGCUUUGAAACAAAUAUCGAAAAAUCUUUCGACUCAUCAGAUACGCCAAAACAUUGGGCUUCUGAGUCAAGCUCGCGACAACAUCUUUAAAAUCUUAUCCAACUUGGACGAGAUGGGGCCAGCGAUGAAGAAAAUGGCUGAGCUCCCUAAGGUGGAUGAAGAGCUAGCGAACUCCAUCCUUUCUUCGCCAAACUUCCCUAUCCAGCUAUGAUCGAUCAUCGAGAAGCUGCAGAUUGGUGAUGCUCGCGAUUAAAAUGAUGGAUUGAUAGACUUGUAUCUUCCUAUCUUGUUUAUCAGCAGAGGUAAUUAACAUUUGAGAUCUGAAUGUGCUGAAAAAUGGUGGAACAAAAUCUCUCAAAGCAUUUUUUUGUACUUUGAAAUGUUGAGUCGAGACUACAUGGUACAACAAGCAUGAUGGACCAUAUUUCUGUAUUUGGUUUGAUUUUUAAGAAUUUUCUUCUUGUUUGAUGUAAUUGUUUAAUACAUUGAAUUUGUCUAAGUUUAGAGACUACUUCAUUAUAUAAUUUCAAAAAAAUGAAAAAUAUGUUACUAA
Salvia splendens (bonfire salvia) is the source of this 1569-nucleotide messenger RNA. RefSeq lists its product as uncharacterized. NCBI's taxonomy places the organism in Eukaryota, Viridiplantae, Streptophyta, Magnoliopsida, Lamiales, Lamiaceae. Bases 547 to 1227 code for a protein of 226 amino acids. The record is from RefSeq and is a predicted model, not a curated record. The transcript has 7 exons.